AUGGAGGUUGACCUCUUCACGGCCAGUCUUGCUGGCACGUCUGAGGCUGAGUUUUGGGCUGCUCUUUUUUCAGAAGCAGCAACAGCCACACCAGAGAACUUCAAGCAGAUCGCCUUUGAGUGCGGCAAGAAGCUGCUGUCCCAUUUUGGUGGGCCCCAGCAAUACCUUCAGCAGGCCCAUCCUGACACCAACAGCUUUGCUGCGACGCUGGGCCUUGAGUUCAGCACGACGCGGCAAGAUGUCAACUUCGUGACGUCACUCCCUGCGGAUGACUCAACCAUGUUUUGCCUCAAGCUGUCGGACUUGUCUUUCAGUCCUGAGUCAAGCACUAAGCCCGCGCCGUACCUCACCACGGCCAUCAGCCUGCUAGAUGAGUACUUGUGCAACAGCUUCAUCUCUGAGAGCAACUUUAAUUCGUUGGCUUGCUGCCCAGGCGACCCGAUUCUUCUGUGGUCGGGCCCGCAGGGGUCCAGUGAAGGGCCUUCUGGGUGGGUGCACUAUGUGAAGGGGGCGGCCCGGUCAAUGACCCUUCUUUUCCUGGCAUCUCUGGCGAUGAAGUGUGAGUGGAAGCUGGAGAUCCUGCACCCGGCCUUGUUUGAGUCCAUGCGGGUCAUUUGGGCCCGCCGCGCAACAUUGAGCACAGACAUCAAGCGGGUUGCAUUCGCAAAUGCCGCGCUGUCAUCAAGAGGCUCGAUUCGUCGAGCGCACGAUGUUCCAACAUGGCUAUCAAAGCUCAGCCUUCUCUGCACCAAGGGCUUCAAAGCGGAUGCUGCCAUCAAGGCGUGGAACAUGGAGGCUACCAGGGAGUCACAGCUUGCUGGGCAGAAGCGCGUCGCGUUGCUCUUCCUGCUGCCAGCACCACCUGGGACGGCUGAGUUGCUUCUGAAGCACACGUCUGAGUUUGGCUCGCAGUCUGCCGUCGCAGAGGAGGCCUUUUCCAACAAGGCCAUCCAGGUGGGUGCUGUGACCAAGACGGGGGACAAGAUUUGGAGCAAGAGGUUGACUCAGACCGCCGCGAGCUUUGUGAUGAUGAUCCGGUUUGUGGAUGCCACCCACCGGCGGCUACUGCCAGGUAACCGGGCAAAGCUUUCCAAGGAGGCCUUGCAGGAAGCAGCGCACCUGUGCCAGUUGCUGCAGGCUGUCCAGGACGACUUGGCCGAGCAGGGAGUUGCGGCAACUUCUCUCAGCGAGAAGCUGCUGGCUGGGGACCGUAACCUUGAGCUGGAGCUCCAGGUGGCAUUGGCUGAGCGCUCCGCCUCUUGGACCUCGGCUGGUUUGACGGUGGUCAAGGAGCCUAUGAAAGGUCAUGCUGCCAGUGCUGAGGGCAAGUUCAGGACUGAAUCCGAGAAAAGGUCCAUUGUGGCUGGUGAGCUAGAGAGGGAGGAGUUUUCGCUCAUGCUGAAGAUGUUUGAGUGCCUUGAGUGCUGUAGCAAGCUGGUUUCAUUGCGGCUGUCAUUUGCCUACUCAGCGCUGAGCCUCGUGAUAAUUGACCCUUGCCAAGCCCUUGCCAAGCUGAGGCACGACAUCAAGGCGUAUGCCAACUGGCUGCUGAAGUGCGAGGACGAAGCCAGUGAGCUGCAGCACAAACUUGCUAGGCUUUCCGCCAAGCCAAGGCGUGCUUCCAAGAGUCUAGCCGGGAGUGGAUGGCAACUCUGGCUUGCCAUGGCAGCCCACAGGACGGUGUGGCGCGCAUUGAUGGAAUCCUGCGCCGCCUGUCUCAGACCUUCCAGGUGGCAAAAGACAGCAUUUGCGUAG
This is a messenger RNA of Effrenium voratum, 1755 nucleotides long. NCBI's taxonomy places the organism in Eukaryota, Dinophyceae, Suessiales, Symbiodiniaceae. The record is from the annotation of a GenBank genome assembly.